Molecule: messenger RNA, 1174 nt
Organism: Plectropomus leopardus (leopard coralgrouper)
Lineage: Eukaryota; Metazoa; Chordata; Actinopteri; Perciformes; Serranidae
Source: RefSeq, a predicted model, not a curated record
GCUAGAUACCUUGUAGUGUAGCUAGCAGGCAAAUCUACAUCUUUACUUCGGUUUGGUAUGGCGGAGGGAAGCGGGAAUGUGAAUGUCGCUCCGGCCAGUCUUCCCCCCGGAGACCCGCAGCUGAUCGGUAUGAUUGUGGAGCAUCUGAAGAAUCGGGGGCUUUUUGACGAGUUUCGUAGGGACUGUCUCGCCGACGUUGAUACGAAGCCUGCCUAUCAGAACCUGCGACAGAAAGUUGACAACUAUGUCACGUCGCACCUGAGCACUCAGGACUGGAACCCGUCCAUCAACAAGAACCAGAUGAGGAACGGACUGAGACAAAGUGUCGUUCAAUCAGGUAUGUUGGAGUCUGGUGUGGACAGGAUCAUCACGCAAGUUGUGGACCCCAAGAUGAACCAUACUUUCCGGCCACAUAUAGAAACUGCCAUCCAUGAUUUCUUGUCAGGAGAAAAGAGGGAAGAGAACAACGUGUGUCCUAACUCUGCACCGUCUGAACAGACAGAACAACAGGAGGCCCCGUCUGCCUCUGGCCCCAAAACCCCCUGAGGUACAUGUGCUGGUCUGCACACAGUGCUGUAUGGCUGUGUUAGCCCUUUGAAAGGUGCGGCAUCAGGUGGGAAGAAGACAAGGAACAGGAGGUUGUUUCCUGCUACCUCAGUUGAAAAGACAGGAGUCUGGAGUCUUUCUGAGGUUGGACAAUCGUGAGUGGUGCACUUUCACUGCACUCCGCAGCUCUUGCCGUGUAAAAACACAUGGCACAAACCUGAAUUAAUAUUUUUGAUUUUUUUUUUUAUUGUUAUGGGUGAUAUCAGAAAGAUUUUUACUUCAGGAAGUUGUAUGUUGUGUAAUGCCGAUUACUCACUCACCCUGUUGGUGUGUAUAGACAUUUUCCUCAGAAACCCAUCAAUAUCUUAAACAUUCAAACUACACUGAUUCAGAAUGAUGGAUGAAGUCAGUGCGUUGGAUCCAGUUAGGAGGAUUAGAGGAAGAAGAAGCAGACGUUUCCUUCUAAAUCAGAUAGACUAUUGAAAGACAUCUAUGUAAAUAUAUUUUGAUCCGUAGCUAGAAGUCUUCAAUUUUUAUCACACCAUGUCAGGUUUCCUUUUGGUGCAUGUAUUUAAUAUGUAGCAUUCACUGUUCAUCCUAUGUGCUUAACUAAACAUACUUGACAACA